AUGGUUAAUCGUGAUGCUGGUAGUGAACCAAUCUUGAUUCCUCGUUCGAAACUCAAUACACAUCUACCACUUUUGAUCAAAGCAACAAAAGCAAAUGUUUUAUUAACACCAAAUCGAAUCAUCAAAUGCAUAGAUAAACAAACAUAUAAGUAUUGUACAAUUGCAUCGUCUCUUUCUUCACCCGUGGUUUUUGCUCUCGAUGAACUUAAUGAUACAGAAAUCAACGCAAAAGAAAAAGAAUUAUUUGAUCGACUCGAACAAGAAAAUCAAAAAGCAUUGGAGAUUGCUAAUCAAUUAUGUGAAGAAGAAGAUAAUCUUUCGAUAAAACAAAAAACAAAACAAAAAAAGUUUGAAGAAAAACAAACAGAUGUCGAACAAUGUAAGUAA
This is a messenger RNA of Rotaria sp. Silwood2, 387 nucleotides long. NCBI's taxonomy places the organism in Eukaryota, Metazoa, Rotifera, Eurotatoria, Philodinida, Philodinidae. The record is from the annotation of a GenBank genome assembly.